GCAAUGAAGCUGUCGGUGUGUUCGAAGCUUAACAUGUAUGUGUAAAUUUAUUUUGCAACGCUCGCGCACGUAACGCGACCGGUGUGGUCAGCAUUUUCAGGCAGACUUUCAAUUGUAGGUGACUGUAGCUCAUUCGGCUCAUUAUUAGCUCUUUUCACCCGCGAUAGGCUCCAACAAGUUUCCCCUUGCCUGUGCUGCAACCAACUAUUUGACUAGGCUACAUGAAUGCCGCCAGCACGGACCGUACCCCCAGGACACAUUUAUGUGAUCUAAAUGCAUGCGGUUUUCUCACUAUCAUCACUUGAGUGAAAACACCAAUGGAGAGGUAACUUUGCGCACAUAUGGUUAAGAUUGUGUCUUUGAUCACGAAAAUGGACACUGCUGGAUCAUUAAUCAAAUGGAAAACUUUUAUUUUUUAUCUAAUGGUUGUCAACUACAUGUUUUUCUAUGGAGUGCCAUUUUCCAAUAUGGCCGAUGCUAGCCAAGCUGCCAGCAACCAGGAGAAGUGGUCCAAUAUGACCUUGGUGGAGCGGCACCCUCUGUCCUCCUGGUAUCAGAGAUCUCAUUGGCAUGGCAACAACAAGCCAGGCGCUACACAUUCUCCACAAAGACGCCUCACACCACUGUCCUUCUACAAACUUGUCUAUUCUUUUCAAGUGAAAGAGGACACACAACCAGGAACGAUAGUGGGGAACGUGGAAGCAGGAGAGCACAGCAAAGGAUCGACAAACACCUUCUUUGUGUUGGAGGACGACGGGGAAGGCCUGUUCCUGCUCAGCCAUCUCUCCGGUGACUUUCUGCUGUCACGCUCCCUGGACUAUGAAACCCAGAGACUCUACAUCCUGACAGUGGUAGUGAAGCAUGGGGACUUAGGGGCCAGCAGAGUCAGGGUCUAUUUUAAUGUGCUGGAUGUCAACGAUAACCUUCCAGUGUUCAGACUGGACUCUUACUCCGUCUCUGUACCAGAGGACAGCCCUGUUGGAACCUGCUUCCUCUCUCUCAAUGUCUCUGAUGCGGAUGACGGUAUGAACGGAGAGGUGGACAUAGAAGUGACAGCCGAAGAUGGCGACACUACAUUCUUGGUCAAUCCAGACGGUGCUCUCUGCCUAAACAUAGAGUUAGACAGAGAGAGCAGCUCAGACUACCGUCUGACAGUCCAGGCCACCGAUCGUGCUCUGUCCAUUUCUAGACGCCUCACUGCCACAGCACGUGUUGUCAUCAAUGUAGAUGAUAUAAACGACAACAUGCCGUCUUUCACGUCAGCCGGUAGUGUCACCAUCCCAGAAGACACUGCUCUCCAGGCUGUUGUCAUGGUGAUACAGGCAGUGGAUGUGGACUCAGGAUCCAACGGGGACGUCGUCUACACCCUGGAGGACACGUCAGUCAGUGUGUUCAGUAUCAACCGUACUAAUGGUCGUCUGUACUUGCAACAGCCUCUGGACCGAGAGCAGUUGGAUACGCUGACUGUCACUGUGACAGCCACAGACAGAGGCUCUCCUCCGCUGGCCUCCUCUAUGAACCUAGCAGUGCAUGUAGAGGACGCCAACGAUCACAACCCAGAGUUCACACACAACUACUACAGCCUGGCACUCAGAGAGGAUACCCCCAGAGGAACCAGCCUGUUGCAGCUCCGUGCUCUGGAUGGGGACAUUGGCUUUAAUGGACAGGUGUGGUACUAUAAGCUGUCCCAGGGUCACAAGAAAGACAAUGGGUCUAAUGGACAGGUGCAGUAAUGAGCUGUCCCAGGGUCAGACAAGAGAUAUUGGGAUUACAUUUAAUGUACACUAUAUAUACAAAAGUAUGUGGACACCCCU
Molecule: messenger RNA, 1814 nt
Organism: Salmo salar (Atlantic salmon)
Lineage: Eukaryota; Metazoa; Chordata; Actinopteri; Salmoniformes; Salmonidae
Source: RefSeq, a predicted model, not a curated record